This is a messenger RNA of Ichthyophthirius multifiliis, 930 nucleotides long. RefSeq lists its product as hypothetical. The transcript has 4 exons. Gene Ontology annotation, cellular component: cytosol. NCBI's taxonomy places the organism in Eukaryota, Ciliophora, Oligohymenophorea, Hymenostomatida. The record is from RefSeq and is a predicted model, not a curated record.
AUGCAAUAAUAAAAAACACAAUUACUUAUAGAUCAUGAAAUAAUAUCCAGAAGAUACAAACACGUUGGAGUAUUAGGAAAAGGAAGAGAUUUCAUGUAUGAAGUACCAAGUGUAAUACACAUGAUGUAAGAUAAAUUUAAUGAAAAGAAGGUAAUAAUGUAGAUAUUUCCAGCAUUAAACGAAGAAAUAUUAAAGAUGAAACUAUAUCAAUUAAAAUAAUCAAAUUUCGACAAUUAUAUAUCAAACUGGAUUCGAAUAAUAGGUUAUACAACAAAGAAAUAGAACAAAUCGACUUCAGAUUUAAUAAUAUUAUAUUAAGUAGAUGGAAUAAUAGGACCUACUUUAGAAAACAUAAUAUCAAAACACAAAAAAGACAAUUAAAGUUUCUCUGAAUAAGAAAUUUUAGAGUACAUAUAUAUAAUGUGUGAAUCAAUGAAAGUAUCUUAAACUUCAGAAUAUUUAGAUUUAAGCCCUGUAAAUAUUUUUGUUCCUCCAGAAAAUACUCCUACAAAAGCAAAAUAUUAUAUUUCUAAUUGUGGUCUAAGUUUUAAAGGUACAAAAUGGGAUAAAAAGUUUUAUUGUCCUACGGAUAGUUUUUUUACAGUCAAAAUUAGUGAAAGAAAUGCACAUAUGGCAACUAUAAUUAAAAUAGCCCUAUUUAUUAUGAAGGCGAACUUCUAAGAUGGAUAAAAAACUAAUGGAUUAUAAUACUACAAAGAUGGAUUUAAAUACAUAGGCGAAUUUAAAUAAGAUAAAAAAUAAGGAAAAGGUUAAUUGUUUUGGCCUAAAAGUGUAAAAAACUGGGUUGGAGAAUUUAUAGAUGAUCAAAUGCACGGAAAAGGUAAAAUGACAAUUUUUAGAAACGAGGAAAGCAAAGAAAUAGAAGUUGAAUUCGAAAAAGGAAUUGAAAAAAAUGGAUAAGAAAUUUGA